Esox lucius (northern pike) is the source of this 2426-nucleotide messenger RNA. RefSeq names its product sec1 family domain containing 2 (gene scfd2). The transcript has 6 exons. Gene Ontology annotation, biological process: intracellular protein transport; vesicle-mediated transport. The coding region runs from base 160 to 1845 and encodes 561 amino acids. Lineage: Eukaryota; Metazoa; Chordata; Actinopteri; Esociformes; Esocidae. The record is from RefSeq and is a predicted model, not a curated record.
GCCACGUCACCAUUAAGAGACUUUCAUGUGUUUGUGUUUUUGUUUUAGAAUUGCGUAUGCCUGACAGUUGAGUAUUCAUCUUUUAUUUUUCGGUUGGUCUAAACGAUAUUUAUCUUGUAUUUAUUUUUUGUCUGUCUAAACGACUGUCUAUUCUACGAAAUGUUGCCAGCGGAGGGCUUUACGUGCUUCCCUGGGAAGAUGUGGGACAAAGUGUUGUCAAAGGUAAAGAAAGCAGUGGUUUUCAUGGACGACAAGUGUGCUGAAAGUCUUCACUGGAGUGGUGGAGCAAACAUUGUAUUUGAGGCUGGUGCUCGUAAUUUGAAACAGUUUUCGAGCUUUGAAGCCGGUGGUGAAAACGAACCAAAGGCAGUGUUUGUGGUGAGCACUCUGCUGAAGGGAAGAACAGCUGACAUUAUGAAAGACAUCAUUGGCCUCAGUCACUUCCAGUACUGUGUUGUUUUCACCACCGUGGCCCACUCCAUACACCUCAUCGCUAACAAUGUCACUGCUGAGUUAGAGGGGAACCCUGUGUUCGAAAAGUUUGAAGAGAAACUUUGCGAGUGGAUGGGAGACAUGAACUACACUGCGGAAGUAAUGCACGCACCGGUGGUCUUUACUCGCGUGUCACAACAGCUCCUUCUCGUGCCCACCUUCGCACACCUGUUUCCGCUGCUUCCACAGGACCUCGACACCAUCAAUAUAAAGCGACCUGAGAAGAAAAGGUUUGGCAGCCUGACUGAUGUUGACAUGCCCUCUCUUACUCCAGAGUUGCAGAUUGAAAUUAAAUCCCUGGCUUCUGCGGUUAAUUCCAUGUUUGAGUUCACCAGCACCCGGGAGGAGAGCUUUGCUGUGGGUCCAAUGAGCCGUCUCAUCGCAGGGGAACUGGCCAAUCAUCCUCAAGCCAAAAACCGCAGAAAGACCUCCACCAAUAAAGCAUCCAUUGUCUUUAUUGACAGGACACUGGAUCUAACAGGUGCUGCUGGUCACCACGGUGACAGCCUGGUGGAGAAAAUACUGACUGUGCUGCGGCGUCUGCCAGGACACACAGCCGAUGUUCAGGUGGACAUGCUGGAGCUCACCAACCUACAGCGCACCCCUGACUGCCAGCCUACCCUGGCGCCAGGCUGCCUGGCACAGACCCAGUCCCCCACGGCCAGGUUGUUAUGGGAGACCAUGCUGGUCAGUAAGCAGAAGGAGGCUGUGAUGGAGGUCCGUAGACAGCUAGUGGAGGCUGCCAGCAAGGAGAACCUGCCAAUCAAGAUGAGUCUGGGCCGUGUGACCGCAGAGCAGCUGAGCUCCUAUGUGCAACUGUUCAGGAGUAACUGGGAGGCACUGGAGCGUCACUGUGAGGUUCUUCAGCUGGCCCUGGCCACCGCCCAAACCCUGCGCCACCCCACCCUGCCCCGAUGGGACACCUGCCUGGCCCUGGAGAGGCUCCUGCUGCAGGCCCUGGGAGACUCUGACUUUGCAGGGGUUCUGAGGCAGCUGCUACCCCUGAUGAAGCCUGCUGCUGCCCCCGCGGACCAGAAGCCCGUCUCAGGGUCCAGUUUAGGGUCUCGGUCCGGGGAGGACGAGUGCGGACCGGAUGAGCUCCUGGUGCUGUUAGUCUACCUGUAUUCCCUGGCUGCAGAGGCCCAGCCUGCGGACGAUGAAGAUGAGGAAGAGGUGGAGAAGGUGGAGAGGGAGCUGAUUGGUGCACUGACCCUGGUCAUCACCAGAGAAGCAGAGCUCAGCCCCCUUCUGCAGAAACUCACCGUUCCUCCUCCCUGUCUUCAAUCAUCCUAUCUGGAUUUUCCCCUCCCUGUCUUCGUAUUGGUCGCUGGAAGAGUUUGUGACUUUGAGUAAUAACCUCACUGUAGUGCUUAUUUGUUCUACAACAUUUCUGUCUUUAUUGAUCAAUGUCACAUUCAUUUUUCCAUCAUUUCAUUUUGUCAGUGAGCACAUAAUAAUGAAGAUGAUGAAACGUCAAUCUCCAAGAAUUAACAUAACAAAUGGAGAGAAAAAAGUCAUUCACUGCAACCAACCGUGAGCAAUUUAGGGUCGACUUCUUUGCUGAAGGACAUAUGUUUCAGCUUUCCACCUCAGGAAUAGGGUCUAACCAGCCUUGGGUUACAGGUCAGAAGAUCCACCUGCCGUCUUCACUAUCAAAGUCACACAAUCAUUUACAUAUAUUCUAACUUGUAUGUUGUCCCUAUACCAAGCUUUCCUGUCAGAAUCAGUCACUGUUUCCCUCACUCACCCCCCGCCCUCUUCAUGUAUUUCUCCCUCUCACUUUCUCUCGGCCUUUCGGUCUCUGUCUGUGUGUAACAUCUGGGUCUCAGGUGGCGACCAACAGUUGAGCUCCCAAUAUUGGUGUUGUUUUCGGUUUGUUUUACUUAAUGUUGUAAUAUUUCGUGUCAUAUAUGUACAUGGAAAUACAUUUUGGU